CGCGCCCAAAGGGCCUGCAGGACUGGUUUGGGUUAGUGAAGACCGCGAACUUGCCAAGGCUGGAUUUCCGCCUGUAGGAAUUUGACAAUUUGCGGCCCUUUCCCGCCCCACCGUUGUCAGGGGCUCUGCUCUUUGCUGUAGUCGGACUUUCGUUGUCCUCAGGGUCUGGAACGGAUGAUGAGCGCCUUUGGAGCACAGGAAGAGCCCUCUUCCCUCACCGCUCCAGCGGCAGUCUUUUUUUUUUUUUUUUUAAGGAAUCUGAAACUGCUUUUAGAGGAGGAGGCAUAGAAAUGCCACCAACUGAAGGAGGCCAGAACAUAAUUUCUGUAUUUUUGUUACUGGAGUUAAUAGCGGAGAAAAGAGCUUUGGGGGCUUUAUUUCCCAGUCUCUCCAGCUUGCUUGCCUAACUUGCUUGUUUGGUGCGCCUCUUGGGGGGUGCGGGAACCUAGUGCCAUCUUAAGCUUUGGGACAGACCUUUCUUGGCUCGGUCCCAGCACCCCCAAAAUGAGGAGAGGGCUUUCCUAGGUGAAAGGGUGCAAGCGAAGUCCGGGACCUCUCUUUAGGACCCUCCAGAUGGUUUUGGAUUGCAGUUGUUUGGAGUCCCGUCUGCCCUCGCCACUGAGUCACUAUGCUUUUGAAUACUGAUCAGAUAAACCUGAUUGGACAAGUGUUUGAGUCAUAUAUUUUGGAACAUCACAAAAAUGAUAUUUUGCAGAUUUUGAGAGAAAAAGACGAUGAUGCUCAUUACUCUGUGGUUGUGGAUGCUCUGACACUUUUUGAGACCAACAUGGAAAUUGGAGACUAUUUUAAUGCAUUUCCCAAUGAAGUCCUGCCUAUUUUUGAUAAUGCAUUGCGGAGAGCAGCUCUCACAGUGUUUCAGUCAGUUUCCCAAGAUCAUGACUUCACCAUUAAGCAGAAUCUCCAUGCCAGAAUAUCAGGUUUACCUGUUUGCCCGGAACUAACUAGAGAGCACAUUCCCAAGACCAGAGAUGUCGGACACUUCCUUUCGGUCACUGGCACAGUUAUUCGUACCAGCCUAGUAAAGAUCCUGGAGUUUGAACGGGACUACAUGUGCAACAAGUGCAAGCAUGUUUUUGUGGUGAAGGCUGACUUUGAACAGUACUACGCUUUCUGCCAUCCAUCAGUCUGUCCCAACAAAGAAGGAUGCAACUCUUCUAAGUUCACUUGCCUCUCUGGAACAUCCUUUGCUCCCAGCAGCUGCAGAGACUAUCAAGAGCUCAAGAUUCAGGAGCAGGUUCAAAGGCUAUCUGUUGGAAGUAUUCCUCGUUCUAUGAUGGUUAUUCUUGAAGAUGACUUAGUUGAUAGCUGCAAAUCUGGUGAUGACAUAACUGUCUAUGGAGUAGUAAUGCAGAGGUGGAAACCCUUUCACCAAGGUUCACGCUGUGAUGUAGAAAUAGUCUUGAAGGCCAAUUAUGUCCAAGUAAACAAUGAACAGAUGGCAGGAAUUUUAAUUGAUGAAGAGGUCCGCAAAGAAUUUGAAGAUUUUUGGAAAAAAUAUAGGCAUGAUCCCUUAGAAGGGAGAAAUGAAAUUUUAGCAAGCAUGUGCCCUCAGAUUUUUGGGUUGUAUCUUGUGAAGCUGGCUGUAGCCAUGGUGCUUGCAGGGGGUGUGCAGAGAACAGAUGCUGCAGGCACGCGAGUUAGAGGUGAGUCUCAUCUUUUACUAGUUGGAGACCCUGGAACAGGAAAAUCUCAGUUUCUGAAAUAUGCAGUAAAGAUUACCCCAAGAUCUGUACUUACAGCAGGAAUUGGAUCUACAAGUGCAGGUUUGACAGUCACUGCUGUGAAAGAUUCUGGGGAAUGGAAUUUGGAGGCUGGCGCUCUGGUGCUGGCUGAUGGGGGCCUUUGUUGUAUUGAUGAAUUUAACAGCAUCAAAGAACAUGACAGAACCAGCAUUCAUGAAGCAAUGGAGCAGCAAACCAUCAGUGUGGCAAAGGCUGGCUUAGUGUGCAAACUGAAUACAAGGACUACUAUUUUGGCAGCCACCAACCCAAAGGGCCAAUACGACCCCAGUGAAUCUGUCUCUGUGAACAUAGCCCUUGGAAGUCCUCUUCUUAGCAGGUUUGACCUUGUCUUGGUAUUGCUGGAUACAAAAAAUGAAGAGUGGGAUCGCAUAAUUUCUUCUUUCAUAUUGGAAAACAAAGCCUGUCCAAGCAUAUCUGAAAAACUCUGGUCUAUGGAAAAAAUGAAGACGUACUUCUCCCUUAUAAAGAACCUGCAUCCAGUGGUGACUGAGGAAAGCAACCUGAUCCUUCUCCGCUAUUAUCAGAUGCAGAGACAGAGUGAUUGUAGAAACGCUGCAAGAACCACUGUCCGCUUGUUAGAGAGUUUGAUACGGUUAGCUGAAGCACAUGCUCGGUUGAUGUUUAGAGAGACUGUAACCAUCGAAGAUGCUGUAACUGUGGUUUCAGUGAUGGAAUCCUCUAUGCAAGGAGGUGCACUUCUUGGAGGUAUCAAUGCAUUGCAUACGUCCUUUCCUGAAAAUCCAAUGGAACAAUACCGAAUGCAGUGUGAGCUGAUCCUGGAGAAGCUGGAGCUGCAAGACCUUCUGUGUAAAGAAUUAGAAAGGAUCAACAGAUUACAGAAUGAACAUUCAAAUCACCUUCUGCAGCCCGAAGAACCAUCUUUAAACAACCACUCACUGGGGAAGUCUGAGCAGAUGUCUCAUCCUCAACGUUCAGACAAAACGGAGCAUAAUAUUGAGCUGCCACUUCCUGUAGCCAAAAUAAACCCUGAUACCCAUCCAGGAUCCUUAAGCAGCCAGAUACCUGAUAAUAGCACAGUAACAGAACGGUGGGGCCAACAGAGCGAGAGGAGCAAUGAUAGCAGCUUGAACUGGUUUGAUAGCUUAGCAGAUGACAGUAUUGAAGCUGAGAAGAAUACUUACAAGUCUCUUGUUCCAAUAACAGCUCCAAACAGUCCACCUUUGAAAGCAUCAAGGAACAAAGCUGGUUCUAAAGAGAGAAGUGACGCAAGAGAAGCCAAACAAGUUGAGAUAGGGGAAUCACCACCACCAACAGCCCCAGGAAAUCCUUGCAGACAGGCCAUUUCUCAUCUGGUAGUAACAGCCAAGAGUACAGUGUUGCCUUCAGGAGCAACGAACCAGAAAUCAAAUGCAACCUGCCCUUCCUCAUCUGAUGGAGUGAUUACCCAAAAAGCCUCUAAGAAAUGGCAGAGAGUUCGGGGAUUUUGCUCAAGUACACCAGAUCCUAAAGCGGUGAAUUCCCCAACUUCAUUGUCUUCUCAUUCAGUAGCUGCCCCUCAGUCUCCUAUAACGGGCUUGUAUGCUUCUCCGUCUCGUAAUAUAUCUUCAGGGCAUCAGGAAUUGUUACGUUCAACCAGGAAGCGAAGUAGGGACCAAUCAGAGAGAAGAGAGCAGUACAGUGAACCUGAGAUCAUUGAGAACUUGGAGUCUGCACCUCCUAAACUAGCUAAAUUUUCCUUUAGGCAGAAGCCAAGACUUGUUCAUGCUUCCAAAAGUGAGGCUCAUGCCAAGUUACCACAGACUGCUUCCAGCCUUCCUGCUUCUACCAGAAAUGAAUCAACAGGAGAAAAGCAAGGGGGGGAAUGUUCUGAGAAGUACCAGCAAGAACAAAAUGCUGAAGUCAGAAAUACGAGAAUACAAGAUCCACUCUGUGAUAGCAAAAGAAAGGAGGAGAAGAAAGCUGUUUCAUCCUCAAAACAGACAGACACUGGAGCGGAAAAGUUGGACAGUCUGAAGACCAAAAAAGUGUGCUCCAGUACACUAGCAAAAUUAGCCCGAUUUGCAUUCACGCCACCCCCUGAAUCCAAAGGAGAACCUCUUUGUCCCCCGAAUGUCACCAGCCGUAAUGAGGACAGGCAGAGGCUGAAUCCCCAAACUGAUACUGCACGCCUCACAGGGAGGCCCUCUGAAUUGGGAAAAGGUGAAAUGGUUACAGGCAAAUCCUUGUUCUCAAUAACUGAUUUUGAUGAUGCUUUGUUAGAUUUUGAUUGGAAUGAAGAGAUCAAGAAAAACCCCACAUCUUAGAACAUAAAUUGUGCUACCUCAUCAGGAAGAUACUCUGACAGUUUUAUAAGUUUUUGCUUUUGGCAAGAUGGAAAACAAAAAUGACGUGUAGUUUCAUCUUGCUGAAAAUAAUAAGCAACCAAAUGUCCUCUUUACAGAUGUUGCCUGUGAUGGUGAAAUUAUUAUGCUUUAGAAUCACACCUUCUGUACUUGGAACAUGGUGUUUUUAGAACACGCAGACUUUUAUCCUCAAACAGAAUAAAUGUACUGAAGUGAGCAGGGUAACUAUAGAGUGGUGCUUUGAGGAAUCCAGCAGGUCAGAUGCUCUUGUCGCUGGAUCUUUUCAAAAUACCUAAUUCUGUUUAUAGCUCAGUAGCCCAUAUUUUGAUAAAAUUGAAGGGGGAAAUCUCCAAUAAUGAUUCAAAGAACUUAUUUCUGUCCUGCAGUCACUUUACUACAUGCUUGCUCAGUCCCAUUACAUUCAAUUUGUCCCUCUUUCAAGUAAAAUCAGAAACAAAUUAGGAGCUUUCAGGGAAAUUAUAUCAGAUUUUUUUUCUUCCAUGUUCCAUCCCAUGUUUGUUCCAUUACUUUAUCAGAGACUGGCCCCGUCGCAUACUGGUUUUAGGUCUAUCGCUUUCUUGUUUCCUUUACACUGUGAAUUUGAUCAUAUUGUGUGACAUGAAUAAUGUGCAUUUUCUUGUAUCUGGUGUAGUUUUGCAGCUCUCCAUGCAAAGCAAAUGAGCAGACUCUGUUCGUCUAAUAAAGCAGAACAA
Messenger RNA from Pogona vitticeps (central bearded dragon), 4779 nucleotides. It is a transcript of the gene MCM9, whose product is annotated as minichromosome maintenance 9 homologous recombination repair factor. Gene Ontology annotation, biological process: double-strand break repair via homologous recombination. Gene Ontology annotation, molecular function: ATP hydrolysis activity; ATP binding; single-stranded DNA helicase activity. The record is from RefSeq and is a predicted model, not a curated record. NCBI's taxonomy places the organism in Eukaryota, Metazoa, Chordata, Lepidosauria, Squamata, Agamidae. Gene Ontology annotation, cellular component: nucleus; MCM complex.